Pleurotus ostreatus (oyster mushroom) is the source of this 1686-nucleotide messenger RNA. RefSeq lists its product as uncharacterized. The transcript is spliced from 3 exons. Gene Ontology annotation, biological process: mRNA processing. The record is from RefSeq and is a predicted model, not a curated record. Gene Ontology annotation, molecular function: pre-mRNA 3'-splice site binding; poly-pyrimidine tract binding. Gene Ontology annotation, cellular component: nucleus; U2-type prespliceosome; commitment complex. Bases 1 to 1686 code for a protein of 561 amino acids. Lineage: Eukaryota; Fungi; Basidiomycota; Agaricomycetes; Agaricales; Pleurotaceae.
AUGACCGUGAUAGGGAGGGCCAUCAUCGAGGAGGUGAUAGGGACAGAGACCGCGGUGCAGAGAGGUACGGAAGCAGGAGAGGAGAUGACCGCCAUGAACGAUACGGUCGUGGGGGAAGAGACCACGACGACCACCGACGCCCUCGACACGAUGAUGACCGACGAGGUGGGUACCGUGGACGGAGAGACGAGGAAGGGGGAGGAGGCUUCAGAGAUGACAGAGGCGGGGACCGUCGUCGAGGUGGUGGCGGUGGAGGCGGGGGAGGGGGCAAGCGUGAAGGCCCUGGCACGCCAGAGCGGCGAUCACCAACUCCCGAAGGCGCUGUGCCCCUGUCGCAAAGAAAACGCAAAGCAUCUGGCUGGGAUGUCCAUGCCCCAGGUUACGAGCAAUAUACCGCCAUGCAAGCGAAGCAAACAGGUAAGACACAUACGUUUGCUCCCCAAACUAGUCGUGCUAAGAAAUGUCUUCAUUCAAGGGAUGUUCAACCUUCCUGGUGCCAACCGAACGCAAAUCCCGCCUAUUCUAGGAAUCCCUGGGUUACCUCCCCCAAUGCCUGUUCAGACCUUUGGCAUGGGUAUCGGCGUUAAUCCGAACCUCUCCAGACAGUCGCGUCGUCUUUAUAUCGGCAGCAUCACCCCCGAUAUCACCGAGCAGAACUUGGCUGACUUCUUCAAUUCGAAGAUGAUUGAGAUGAGCAUCGGUACAGGUGGUCCAGGAAACCCAGUUCUCGCCGUUCAGUGUAAUUACGAAAAGAACUACGCCUUCGUCGAAUUCCGCAGCGCUGAAGAUGCCACCGCCGCUAUGGCUUUUGACGGCAUCAUUUUCAUUAACGGUCCCCUCAAAAUUCGCCGGCCCAAAGAUUACGGCGGCAUCGACAUGUCUUCCCCCAGCGUGCACGUACCUGGUGUCGUUUCUACGAAUGUUCCUGACUCGAUCAACAAAGUCUUUGUCGGUGGCCUUCCUGUGUACCUCAACGAAGAGCAAGUCAUGGAAUUGCUAAAGACGUUCGGCGAGCUCAAGGCCUUCAAUCUGGUUCGCGAGAACGGCAGUGGUCCUUCUAAGGGCUUCGCGUUCUUCGAAUACGUUGACCCAAACGUCACGGAUGUGGCCAUACAGGCUCUGAACGGCAUGGAGCUGGGAGACCGCUACCUCGUGGUACAACGUGCAUCUGUUGGUGCCAAACCAGGAACACCCGGCAUGAUUCCCAAUCUUCCAUACGACCAAUUCCCGGAAAUCCCCAGACCCAUCAUGCCAGCCGGCGAGAGCAACGGCCAAGAUGCUCGCAUUCUACUCAUGCUCAACAUGGUCACAUCUGACGAUCUGAUUGACGACGGCGAGUAUGGCGAUUUGUACGAGGACGUCAAGGAAGAGUGUUCGAAAUUCGGACCGGUUGAAGACCUUAGGAUUCCUCGUCCAAUUAAGCGGGACAAGUCUAAGUGGGGCGGCGAAGGGCUGAACCCUCAGGAUGCGACAAGGGCCGACGAGGCUGCGGGCGUUGGGCGUGUGUAUGUCAAAUACUACGACGCGGAGAGCGCGAACAAGGGUCUGAAGAGUUUAGCUGGGCGAUCAUUUGCAGGGCGAUCUAUCAUCGCCACCAUUCUGAGCGAGGAUAGCGCGACCACGCCACCCCUCAAUCUCAUUUUCGCCCCUCAGCCUGACGCUCCCCCACCCCUGCCUUCGUCUUGA